Porites lobata is the source of this 13038-nucleotide messenger RNA. The record is from the annotation of a GenBank genome assembly. NCBI's taxonomy places the organism in Eukaryota, Metazoa, Cnidaria, Anthozoa, Scleractinia, Poritidae.
CAAGUUAUCAUGUUUCAAAUAUGGCGGCAAACAGUGGAUGGUUGGAACUUGAAAGCGAUCCAGGUUUUAGCCGUUUUUAUCCGCAUCCACACGUUUAUAUUUUCCACUUACAAAUCCCACGUAUGACAUAUGCACCCUUUGAUAACUUAAUCGUUGCUUUUUUCUUGAUGUAGGACUGUUCAGCCUUCUAAUUGAGGAGUUCGGUGAGUACGUAGCUUGUCAACAGUCAUACAUUAUAAAGCUUAGAAGAGUGAAUCAGAAUUCAACUUCCAGUGUUUACUAGGAUCGAUAAAUGCAUCUAAGGAAAUAGAAAAUAAUUUGGUUCGACACAAACAUUGGAUGACGUAAAAGAGCUCUCAAUAUUGAUUAGAUACUCACUGGAGUCACAAACGGACUAACGUUGUUCCGCAAUGUGCAGUGAAAUCAACACACGUACACACGCUCUCACUGUUAUGUAAAUAGUUCUGAGAAUACUUUCAUCUAUGUUCCGAUCGUUACUCGGUAGUCAGAUCACAAUGACACAUUUAGAAAAUUUUACAUGACUUUUUUUAGUAAAAAAAAAAGGUGGAACGAACUGAUUUUUUUGUGGAACGAUCUGACUGUUGAGUGGAACGAUCUGACUUGGAACGAUCUGACCAUGGAACGCACUGACUGGAUACCUCAUCUACGUUAUAUAUUUAUCCAUAGUUAGUAGAUCUAGAGGGGACUGCUCUACUAAAUAUGAUCAUCUUAAUACAUACAGACCUUUUUGUUUUGUUUUGUUUGUUUAUUUAUUUGCAUUUUGUUUCCUGCUGUGAUAUGGUCGAUGAUUUUCUUGCUCAGUAAGGUUUAUGGUCAUUUCGCCUACGAGUCGUUUCGCCAACAUUCUGUUCACAAACUUUUGAAGUCGUUUUGCGUACGAGUUAGGUCAGUUCCGUAACUGCUCUUGCCUGAUCAGUGGCUGAAAGAACGAGGUAUACACAUGUGUAUUGCACCUCUUUGUAUCACAGUAGAGAGAACAAAGCAUAUACAUGCAUACCGCUCAUUUCCCUUCUUAGCGGAUCGACAUAAGACGUUGACGAACGGGACGUGAGCAAAAGGAGUCGUAGGCGAUACGACUGGUCACCGUGAUCACCCUCAGUAAAGAUUUCAAGUUUAGAUUAGGUAAAAGACUAAACCUUGGUCUCUUCUAUCAAAAGUAAUCUGCUGUAAUGAUGUAUUAAUCUUUACUUACUACUAGGUGUGAAAGGUGCCCAGGUUGAGGAAAUAUAUGAUCUUUCAAAACCAUUCAGAGGGUACGACAUCUAAUUUUAUUGUGUAUGUUACAGGUCAAAAUUAUGUUGAGGUUUAAUUUUUUUAAAAAUAGGUUGAAUCUCAAUUUCCUUUGCCUCCUAGCCCUAAUUAUUCAUGAAUCAGGGCUAGGAGACACAGGAAAUUGAGAAUCAACCUAUGAAAAUUAACCUGAAAUCAAGUUUGACCUGCAACAUGUAUACUGUACUGUUUGUGUUUUAAUCCAUUGAAAGGUUUUCAGCAGUUUAGGGCUGUUUAAAGGUGACCUAAACCUGUUUAAUUGCAUGUUGGUUAUGUUUCUUAAUCAGGUUUUUCAGUGGGAAUAGUUUCUAGAUGCUUUUUGGUAUCAUUAAUAAAAAAUGGUGGGACCUAAAGAAAGUGUUGUUUAUUUCCUUGUAGGUAUAGAAACUUUGAGAUCAGGGUGCAAAGAAAGUCAGUUUUAUAGCUUGCCAUUCUGGCAAGCUGUACCUAGCAUGUACUAGCCUGAAAGUCAUUUCAACUAGCCUGAAAAAAAAUUGAUGAGCAAGAUUGAUUACAGUUCUUUUGUAAUUUGAAUCCGCCCCCAAAAACCGCUUGCCGAUUCGGCAAGUUAAGAACAGAAUUCACUACCCAAUAGCAAAAUCCACUAGCCCCAGGCUAUCGGACACCACUUUCUUUGCAUGCUGGUGAUUUUUUAGAAAAAAAUGUCAAUAAUUUCGAAAUCCUAUGACAGAUUUUUUCCUAACUUCAGCAGAUAAGCCGCAGAACUCUCUUAAAUAAUUUAACUCUCUCAAAAAUCUUCUUCAUGAAGGAAAAAGAAUAAAUAACUGAAUUAUAGCAUCUUUAUCUUUAAUUACAGUGUUGUGUAGGUGACAGAAAACUUACAGAUACUUGACUGUACAUCUCUUUCUUUGCUUUAUGUAGGCCUGUGUAUGGUUUUAUUUUCCUCUUUAAAUGGAUCGAGGAAAGAAGAUCAAGACGCAAGAUGCAGCCCUUGGAGGAAAUGUUUGUGGAAGAUGAGAAUAUUGUACGAGAUAUCUUUUUUGCCCAGCAGGUACAAUUGUAAAGAAAAUUAAAACUUACAAUAGUAGAAAGAUGUAUUGAUCAUAAUAUGGGGUAGGAAUGUGGAUAAUGUGGAACAAAGUUACUUUAAUGUGUUAGGAAUUCUUGAGAAUGUAAAGAAAGGCUUAAUAAGUUUGUUCCUUAAAACGAUAAUUCUAUCUAUUAUUAAUAUUAUUUUUUUGGCCAACAGGUAAUUCCAAACUCCUGUGCCACUCACUCAUUACUGAGUGUUCUGUUAAAUUGUACACAUAUUCACCUAGGAGAAACCCUUAGCAGAUUAAAGGAGUUUUCUAGCAAGUUUGAUCCUGAGGUACAUAUUGUUUCAACUUUGUGCUUCUUUUAUUUUGCCAUUCUCAUUGCCAGUUACAGCAAAUUAUGUUAUGGAGUGUCAGACAUGCUGCAGAUAUGCUAUUUGUGGGUAAUGAGUAAAUAAAAUUGUACAUUCAGAUUGACCAAUAAAAUAAAUGAAUAAAUGAAUGAAUCCAGUGCUGAUAAUUUUAGGGAAACAUUUCUGGUUAUGUAACAUACUUCUAACGACAAGAAUGCUCAACUGCAAUUCAAAGUUUUCAAAACUAUUAAAAGAUUAUCUUCUUAUUCUGCUAACAUGUGAAAGCCUGAGAGUGACUUCCUGUUAAGUUUCAGACACAUAUUUUUGUUGUUGUUUCAUAUUGUUCAUUUAUUUUUUAAUCACUCAUUUUUCUUGGUUUUUAUACAUGUUUCCUAGAUGUACAUGUGAAAAAAGAUCAGUUAAAGUAAUACCAGUUUUUCAAGUGCAUGUAUAGAAAGGCUUGUUUCGUGAUCAUGCUGAUUACGUACUACUGAAAAAAGAAACACUUCUUUACAUCAUGUUAACUACUUUUAUGUUCAACGGUUUCUAAACUUCAGAACAAAGGAUAUGUGAUUGGCAAUCUACCAGAAUUGGCCAUGGCUCAUAACAAAUUUGCCAGGUAAAGUUAAUUUUUAAUAUUAAUUUUUUAUAUCUUAAGAUUGUUAUUAUUUUUAUUCCUAUUAAUGUUUUACUGCUCUUGUAAAAAGUACACUUAUGUGUACCAAAUGUAGGGUGGACCUGAUAUUGAUAACGUAUUUUUUUUCAUUUUCUUAUCUUUCAAUUCUUUCCUACAGGCCCGAACCUAAGCUUCUACCUGAUGUAGGGUGGACCUGAUAUUGAUAUAUAUAUUUUUCAUGUUCUUAUCUUUCAAUUCUUUCCUACAGGCCCGAACCUAAGCUUCUACCUGAUGUAGGGUGGACCUGAUAUUGAUAUAUAUAUUUUUUCACUUUCUUAUCUUUUCUUUUCUACAGGCCCGAACCUAAGCUUCUACCUGAGAAAACCAAUGCGGUGUCCACUGGCCGUGCAAUGGAAGCAUUUCAUUUUGUAAGCUACGUACCAAUCAGCGGAAGACUGUUUGAAUUAGAUGGACUUAAACCCUCCCCUAUUGAUCAUGGUAGGUCAAAUGUCUAUGUCACAAGAGUCCUUUUAAGUAAUGAAUAAAUUAAGAAAUAAAUAACAAUUUAGAGGUACACAUUCUCGUGAUGGAACCUUACUCCGCGUUCCAUCAAUGAAGUCAUCGAAGACCCUUGGGGAUCGCACUUUUCUGUUCAUUGCCCCAAAGUUGUGGAACAGCCUACCAUAUGACAUACGGAUGACCAUGAAUCUAUCUACUUUUAAAAUGAAACUGAAAACAUUUUUAUUUUUCCAAGAUUUUACAUGACUAGGUUCUUAAUUUCUACUUGUAUAUACUUAUUUUUAGAAUUAUUUUUACUAUUUUUCUAUUUUUAGAAGUCUAUGAAGUGCAAUCAUUACUAGGUUCUUAAUUUUACUCGUAUAUACAGCUAUUUCGAGCAAGGUUGUCGGGAAAAGUACACGCGACCAUCCCGAAAGGUAUUUUGGGUAGUUUUGUGUUCACUCAAGUUCUUCAAGGAAAUUUGAAAGAGUUGCACGAGAGGCCAUGGACGUAUGUUUGCGCGUGCUAAAGAAAAGCAGCAAAAGUAGGCUCGACAACUACAGGGUCAGGAACAGUGCACUGAUCAUAUCCCAUAUUACCUUUCGGGAUUGUCGCUUGCACGUUUUUUCCGACAACCUUUCUCAAAAUAGCUGUAUACUUAUUACUCUUUAGAACUUCUGUGAAGCACAGUCAAGCAUUUUUUAUGGAAAUUAUGCUAUAUUAUUAUUAUUAUUAUUAUUAUUAUUACAUGUAGCACAUCCACAUAGUGGAUAUUUUAGUGCUCUCACCACUGUACUCACUAAGUUUCCCUUUCAACAAUCAAUUUUAGGUCCUUGGGGUGAACAUGAAGAGUGGACAGAAAAAUUUCGCCGAGUGAUAACCGACAGACUGGGGAUAGCAACUGGAGGGUGAGUCAGUAUGGACAAUAAUGAGGGUAUCCCCCUAGGGAAGGUGAUUUAGAAAUGUUUGGCUAGAGAUGUAAGGGCUGUCAUUUAGAGCUGGGGGCUGGGGUUUUCCCCCGUCUACAAUGAAUGUGGUCCCCAGCUACUUUCAUCGGAAAAUAGAAGAAAAAUAGAACCAGAAAAAUUUCAAGGCUAGGAUUAAGGAUUUCAGAGGAUAGGGGAAGUAAGAUUCAACUUGAGACCUAAUGCUUACCUAAAGUUUACAUAAUUGUGACAUUGCUGUUUAUUAAUUUUCUUGAAACUAAUGUUAAGUGUUUGCUUGCUUUGAACAGUGAGCCAUAUCAUGAUAUAAGAUACAACCUAAUGGCUGUCGUGGCCGACCGAAUGAUAACAUGCGAGGAGAAACUUAAACAGCUAAAUGGAGAAAGGUGAAUUACAUGUAAAAUUUAUUUAUUUAUUUAUUGCAUCUGGGUAGGUUAUUUUGUGUGUUUGAUAGCGGAGCUACACAUGGGCAAACAGAGCCUUAUAGCUACAAUGUAAGAAAAUUCAUUUUGGUUAUCUAUCCAUGGGGGAUAUUGUUUGUAGUCACAUGAACAUACUUCUGCCUGUCUGUCUGUCCACACCACAGGGCAACCAAUGUGAAAUGUCACGCGCUCUAGCUUGUGUGGGGGCAUGCAACUUGAUAGUGCACAUCCAUGUUGUAUUCAAUUGACAGCGGUCAAAACUGGGUAAAGGGAGCUUCGCUUUAGCCUUUGCUAAAUGGAUAUUAGAUACACAUGUUAGGGUUAUUGACAUCAUGGCGUAAUGAGCCCCUCUGUAUAAAUUUCAUUCUACUAGUACCAGUUAUCGAGUUAAUUUUUGUUGUUGUUGUACAGGUGUAUUGUGAAAAUGCCUUUUUAUGCAUGUAUGUUUCUUUGUUAAUUUUAAUAUCAUCAUUUAGAAGUGGAAAUGUGUUUUGUCUUGCAGAGAAACCAUUGUGGAAUCACUAAAAAAGGUAUUUCUCUUCAGUCUUGAGUCUUACCAUCAUAGAAUAGUGGAGACAAUUAUUACAACAUUAGCAUCAAAAUAUUUUCUGCAGCACCUUUUUUUGACAUCUGGAUGUUGUUAUAUACCCAUGUAAAAAAACUGCAGGGGAUAAAUUUAUUAAUGUCUAUCCAGUGGUUAUGUUGUGGUUUUUGUUUCUGGUUCUUGUUUUAUUGUUAUUAGGCUAAUUUAAUGUGAGUUUUUGCUGCUUUAACGGUGUUAACAAUGGUAAUAGGAUUGAGUGGAGUCCAAUUUUAAGAUACUAAUGAUAAUGAGAAUGAUAUUAACGAAAGAUUUUGCAAAACAUUUAAGGAUAAAAAGCAACGCUAUUAUAAAACAUGACGACAUGUCACCUUUAUCAAAUGCAAAUGAAAGAGGCUAUGAACCGAUAUAUAUAAGAAUCGAAGGUGUGAAACUGUUCUACAUUAAAUUUGAAGAACAAAAGAAUGAAAUGAUUAAGUAAAAAGUUUUGCUGAAACGGAGUCGGUUUGAGUGUUUAAGGAUGGUCUCAUUUCCUUAAUUAACAACAUCUCACAAAUGAGGCACUCAGUCAAACUUUCCUCGGCGUUUCUGAAGGAUCUUAAAACGUUUUUAGAGAUUAAUAAUGAUGAUGAUUUUGAUCAGGAUGGUGGUGAUGAUGAUGAUGAUGAUAAUGACGAUGAUGAUGAUGACUAGCUGUAGCUAUCGCUAAGUGCUAAUGGACGGGCAAAUAAACUGCUUCCAUCAUCAAUCCCAAGAGUGUCCAACAUCAAUUUUCUCCUAUGUGAAUUCUUUGCACAAUCUGUACAUUCUGGGUCGCACGUGUGAAGGAAUUCGUAUACUUAUUCUUGGUUUGCAACCACGUGACAAGGCAACCGUGUUGGGGGUCAAUACAAUAGUAUUUUUUCUCGAAGUUCCCAGAGGAGAGAAAUGCUUUUGUUCUUAACCACCAACAUGGCCGCCGUGUCGUCACCUGCAAACCAGCAAUACUCGAGUUGAGUCACAGAUGUUGCACGCGGGCCGAUGAACACGUGGUUUGAUUUUGAACGCGCUGGUUCAAAUAUUUAAAGAAUAAACGUCUAAACUGUGCUACGCUAGCCGCUUUUAUGUAUGAGUUCGUUCUCAGGUUAAUUGCUGUUAACUUUGUGAUGUGUGUGACAUGUCUGACUCGGCAACUGGCACGCUUGCCGAUAACAACACUCUUGUUCACGUUUGAGCUCGCUCGACUUUUUAACGCGCUUGUUUAAAUACAAACUCCAAAGAACACUCUACUAAACUGAAUACAGUUCAAAAAACACACAGGCAUGUAAAACUCUUAUUUCUACUCACCUAAAAUGUCCAGAACGUCGGACAAACCAACGGAUAAACAACUCUACUACAAUCUACUACAACCACGCCUGAUGACUGCGUCAUAUACCAAAUCUCACGCUCUCUGAUUGGUUCUUGUGUUAGCUCUUUGUUACCUUACCUUACACUGAUAGGCCACUUCCGAGUUCCAAAACCCUCACCUUCAAAGUGAGGCCAAGUGCACAACAAUAGGCCAUUUCCGAGUUCCAAAAAAUCUCACUUUCAAAGCGAGGCUAAGUGCGAAGCCAUUGAUAUGAGAAUGAUUUUUAAUUAUGAUGCAAAUAAAACUCAUUUUCACAACAAAGAUUUCGCACUUAGCCUCGUUUUGAAAGUGAAAUUUUUUGGAACUCGGAAAUGGCCUAUUUCACAAUUUUCUUGUGAAAAUGAGUUUUAAUUGCAUGAGAAUGAAAAAUCAUUUCUAUAUCAAAGGCUGAGCACUUAACUUCGUUUUGAUACAGAGGCCCGGGGGAACUCGGAAAUGGCCUAUUUCUUUACACUUAGUACCUCACAAUACAGCGUGCAUCGAUAUUAGUUGUAUAAUGCCACCUCAUCAACCUCGCGUCUUCGCUUGGCCAUAGUUAUUAGAGGAGACUGGUUAUGAAAAGCGGCAAACAUCAAUGAUAAGAACAACAGUGCUGCAGUUUAUGUUGGAAGUACCGUGAAAGUGCACAAUCCUUUGUUUUCUGUUGGCAAAUUGUUACGGAAUAAAUUAAUGCAACGUUUUUAUUGGUCAAUACAAUCAAAAUAAUAGGAAUUCUUUUGAACGUUGUGCUCUUUCAGGUCCACAAAAACAUAUAACAAAGGAGUCUGACGGGUUUCAUAACCAUUCCACUCAAUUAACUAUGGCUUGACGGACCCGUUGGCAAUAAUAGAGAGUUUUAGAUUCGAGUUUACCGCGAACCUCUAACCGCUGGAGGUCACGUGACAAGUCCUUCGCGUCACGUUUGAGAUUUACGACGUGCGUUUUCAACGUGGGGAGGUAGGUUUUCACGUAUGUCAUUUACCUGAAAGCUUUUAGCGUAAAAUUCUUGUUUUAUCCCACGUAAUGAUACAAAAAUCUUGUGGAGCAAGUCUUUAUCCAUUAACAGAGGCACAAAUUCGGGCGAAAUGCUAAAUUUGAUAAAUCCUAUUGGAUCUUGAAAACAAGUGCCAUUCAUGGCUGCUGAUUCAAAAUGGCGGCCGUAAUCUAAUCCACCGCCAAUCUAAAUCGAAUUAUGUUUGAACGUCGAACCGCAAACGGGUAACCGCAAACCGCGGUUAGAGGUUGGAGGUAAACUCGGAUCUAAAACUCUCUAUUAGUAAGACGGAGCUUGUGCAACGUCGACGGUAGCGACAACGAGAACGGCGAAAAAAAAAAGCAAUAGUUGAGAUAAGCAAAACAACAACUUUGCACGUGCAUCACGCUUUUUUGUCCAUUUCUUUGCCGUCGUUGCACGACUACCACGUGAAACUGCUUAAUUUCACGUUUUAUGGAGGACGUAAACACAAGACAACUUUGCUCCCGGAAUUUCAAGAAUAUUCGGUUGAGUUGUUCGCAUUUCGGGAAAUUCAACUGUUUGUGAAAUUUGUGGAAACUUUUGGGGAAAAUAGACCCUUUCACGGUUUUUUCAACUUUUCACAUUGACAAAUUAGGCGAAAUCCGUCGACACCACUGGAAAUAGCGCCUAGUUGAUAUUAGUGAAACUGCCAAAUUUGAAAGUGAUGCGUCUUAAGCGAGCGAAGAUAUAGCUCCGCAAAGUUGCGAAAAUUUACAGACGUUUGUAUGGUGGUGGUGGUGGGAGGGAGCACAAACGUCCCCCUCCCCCUCCCUCCUCCCCUCCAUAGAAACGAAUGGAAAGUGCCCGUGGGCAUGCUUGCUGUACGACCAGUGUUUAGAUAUGAUUUUUCUGAGUUCUAGUCUUGUAAUAUUCGCAGUUUGAUCCAGCUACCUGUAAAGACAAAACUGCAGCUGUUGCAACAGACUCCCCCUCCCACACAACAGACACCCCAGCACAGGAAAAGACAGACAGCAUUGUCACGCCAGCAAGUACUGCUUUGGUAACACCCGCUACUGCUAUGGCAACAACAGUUGCCAUGGCAACACCGUGCGUGAUGACAACAUCAGUCGCUAAGCCAACGUCCAUUGCAAUGACAACGUCAGUGGGUGACAUCCCAGGAAAACCAGAAAACACAGCAGAGACUCCAAAAGAGCAUGGGGACUUAUCAGCCGUAGUGACUACACAACAAAUUGCGGAGACAAAAAACGAAACUGUUGCGGAAGAAAACAAAAGUGUACCAGCUGAUGAGUCGCAAGAAAUGGAACAAGGUAAAGAACCUACAGAAGCGAAUCCACCGUUGUCGCCUACAGGAAGUCUACACUCGGAAUCUGGAGAAUCAGGAACAGGGGUAAGAGUAUGAAUUUCUUUCGGUCAGUUUGACCCCAUUUGUCCCUACUUACUAAUCUCCUGUCAGGUGCCUCGGUGUACCUUUUUUUGGCUCCUUAUAUCUUUUGGAAGCAGUCAAGUUAUACAUAUUCUUGUAGUACAGAACUGAGCGUGGGGUGCAUACUCGUUUAACCAUUUCACCACCACAUAAGAGGCCAAAGUCAAUCUUUAACAACACUUCGACAUUACAGUUUGUAAAAUGCUUUAAAAAUAAAUAAAUAAAUAAAUAAAUAAAUAAAUAAAAUAAUGAUAAUGAUAAUAAUAAAAGUAGGUUGAGUUUGAUCGUCCGGGUGAAAGUAGUCCUGAAUAGGACUGUUGUUGUUGAAGUCAUCUUCAGAGUCAAAGUGAGUUGUAUCACGUCAGUUGAUGGUAUUAUACUCUGGUUAGCGAUGUUAUUGGUCGUCUGACAGUUAAGCCGUUAAGCCAUUUGAAUGGUAACACCAUAGGAUUUUAUCCACAGACUCAAAAGUUAGAACUUCAUACUAAAUAAAUAGUACCAUGUGAAAGUACUGCUGAAGAGGUUUCAUUUGAAUGGUAGCACCACAGGAUUUUGUCCACAGACUCAAAAGUUAGAACUACAUACUAAAUAAAUAGUACCAUGUGAAAGUACUGCUGAAGAGGUUUCAUCUGAAUGGUAACACCACAGGAGUUUGUCCACAGAAGCAAAUGUUAGAAAGAUAUUACAAGGCUCUAUCGUUCACUAGGUCGUGAGAUUGAAUUUACUACUGGACGAUAUGACCGUAAAUCUUCUAAAAAGCUGCUAUGAAUGGUAUUUUCUUUGUUGAUGUUUCCAGGAGACCACCGAGACAGCUCCAUCAGAAGAUCAACAGGAUUACACUGAAACCUUUUCAUUCUCUGACUCCGAGACAGUGGUCAGCAGUCAUGAUGGUAGAGCAGGCGCAGAGGAGCUGUCCAGUGACCCAGAUAAUGGUGAUACUGGCACAAAGAGUCAGCUGAAGCAAAAAGGUAGAGGAAAUAUUGACGUUUGGAUAGACCGUAACACCGCACGGUGGACUUUAUCCCCUAAAUUUUGCUUGUUUAUUUGUUUGUUUGUUUUAACAAAAUAUUAUCUGAUUGGCGUUGUAGAUGACGAAAAAAGAUCUGGAAAGAACGCUAACCAAGAACCUGUCCCAAGUUAUGGCUUUUCUAUUCCAUUGAGUGAGUUGGCCAAGAUUUGUUCAGAAACUCAGGUAAGCUGGGUCCGGCUAAUAGCAUGAAGCAGGAUAAUUUUUUUGAAUUAACACUUUUAAAACGGAGGGGGCGCAGGGGUUGACGGGGAAGAAGAGAUUAAUUACUACUGACUCAUUGACUGACUGACUCCAGGACUUGUUGACUGGGUGUCUGAUUGAUUGACCAGCCGACUGACUGACUGACUGACUGACCGACCGACUGCUUGAUUGAUUGUCUCAUGUACGCCUGGGUUGCUGGGCAGCUGGCUAGCCAUGACAAGUUUGUUUAAUUGUUUGUUUACUUUACCACUGAAACACAGUCGUUAAAAUUGAAGGUGAAUUACUCUAAGACCAUAUUAUUUCACGUUCUUUUGCCUUGCCUCUUAUUUUGCUUGUGACCCAGGUUUUGUCACGAAAUCGCAAAACGAUGAUAAAAUGAAUGAUUGACCGACAAGCUAAAGCUAAUUGAGUGCUUUUUAAAUCGGCAGGAAUUGUAAAUAGUGUUUUGAAUGAAUAGUUUUUUUCCUUUCUUUUUUUCAAACGAAUUAAUUGUAAAUAGGAUUUUAAUAGUUAGCAUUGUUGUCAUAUAUUUAGUUUUUAAUUUGCAAACAACACGAUAUAAUUUAAAAUUGUAAAAUAUUACUUAUUGUUCUGAUACUUAAAUAAAGUUAUUUUUAUUAUUAUUAUAGCUAAAGCUAACAUGGAGCUGUGUUUCUUAUCUCCCGUUUUUAUUCUUUCAGGUUCUUGUUACCCAACUGCACCAGGUAGAGCGUCAGAUUCAAGCGAAUGAAAAUUCCUUGAGAGACGAAAAAGAGAAACGGAGGAAGUACUACGUAUGUAUUAAUUCUUUGUGAAUUUUGGCGAGCACCUUAUGUUUAAUGGCGACAAUAGUCAAGAUUAUCCCUGGCGCUGUUGAUGCAUGCUCACUGAGUAGUACACACGUCCGGGAGUAGUCUGGGAACAAGAACGUAUUACCAGAUUUGCGCGUGUUCUACAGCCUAGAGAGAGUUUUCAUUGACAUGGUCAGCAUCUAUGCAUAAUUAUUGAAACAAAGGAAAUUUUUGCAUAAGAAAAGUUUUCAACUCCAGGAUUGGUUUGGAACACCAACAUGGCCGCCGUUUAAUUAGUUUGUUACACUUAUAUAGCGGACACGAAGUCGUGUGAAAACGUUCUAUUGUAGGCGGUCGAAAAUAUUCGAAAACGCUAGUGGGGCGCGCACCUGUGUUAACACGAAACACGCGGGUUUUCGAGACGAAUAGACCAUAUUCACAUGUAUUUUUAGAUGCUUUCUACCUUGAUAUAGUUCACGUGACUGUACUUAAAAGAUUCGCCCCGUUAUGACACUGGAAAUAAUGAGUGCUCAAGUAGUAGAAUAAUUAUUGGCACAAGAUCUGCGGUGUGGCCAAAAAAAAAAAAAAAAAACGCAAGCGAAUGAAGUCUGUCAUGGUGAAUGGGUGUGACAAUUCGUUUUGGUUUAACGAAUGAAAAUUUCUUCAUCUAAUUAUUUAUUUAUUUAUUGUAAUUAUUCCAUUUCUUUGCAGAUUGAUCACAGUCGCCGAACUCAUGACUACGAUCCUUUCAUUCGCACAUUUUUGACCAUGUUAGCUGAACAGGGACACCUCGCUCCGCUCGUUGAACAACAGAACUCUCUUAAGCGUAGACUUCCUCAAACCAAACCUCACUUAAAACAAUUAAAGCGAGUGUACAAACGCAAGAAGCCGAGAUAGUUUAAACGGGGACGUCGUUUUGCAGAUGAGAGUAACUUUCAACGGAUUUAAAAUGGUUAGCUCGAUUGAAGAACUUUAAGCGAGUGUACAGAGGAAAGAAGCCAACAUAUUUAAAGAGGACUUCGAACAGCCAACUGUAAAUUCUUUCGAAACAAAAGUUACCGUCUUAACAGUUAGCCAAUGUUCGGAAGGAAUGUUUAACUCAGAGAUCCGAAAUUUUGCAUAUCCCGUGUUCCUCGCAGGGAAAAACGACAUAUUUUAAUGUAGACUAUUUCUCAACGUUCUGGGACAUUUUCUGCCAUUUUUCGCGAAGCCUCGUACGAUGGCGUUCGGUUCCAGGCCUCCUUUGAUCACUUUCGCAGUGUGAACUGGGCUGAGGACUGAGCUCGAUUUGCACCGCUUCAAGUGCGCAGCGGAAGCGUGAAGACUGACGCUGAGAUCCGCUGAGGUAGAGAGUUUCCAUGUUUUGUGUACGAGAUUACUGUACACAAUCACAUGAUAGCGGCACGAACUCAAGCAAACGUUACAAAGUGUAGAACUAGCUAAAACAACUAAAUAGGAUAUAAAUAGCGAGAGAGUACUUGAGACAAAUUCGUUUUUAUAUAUUUUUUCAUCAAUUGAUUAUAGACGCUGUGGACCAUAGAGAGGAGAACUGUGACGUCACGUUACCAUGGUAGCAAGAUUUCUGGAUCUCAACAAUCUGUCAUGACAGAGAC